Messenger RNA from Trichosporon asahii var. asahii CBS 2479, 1692 nucleotides. Its product is annotated as siderochrome-iron (ferrioxamine) uptake transporter. Lineage: Eukaryota; Fungi; Basidiomycota; Tremellomycetes; Trichosporonales; Trichosporonaceae. The coding region runs from base 1 to 1692 and encodes 563 amino acids. Gene Ontology annotation, molecular function: transmembrane transporter activity. Gene Ontology annotation, biological process: transmembrane transport. The record is from RefSeq and is a predicted model, not a curated record. The transcript has 7 exons.
AUGUCCACAACUCUCGAUCACCUCUACCCGGAACUCGCUCGGGAGAAGAGCUCCGGCUCCCCCGUCGACGAGACGCAGCUCGUCGAUCCCGAGGAGAAGCAGAAGCCCUACGGCUCUCUUCUUCGUUGCCUACUUGACUCGAUGUCGCGCACCCCUUACCAAGCCGCAGCCGUAAGCUCCUGGAACGCGGCCGCCCAGACUUCGUCGCUCGGUGUCAUUCGAGCCGUGAUCGCAGCCUCGACUCAGCCGAUCUACGCCAAGCUUGCCGACUUCCUCGGCCGUCCCCUCGUUAUCUGCAUUUUCACUGUCUUCUACGCCAUCGGCUGUAUCCUCCAGGCCACUGCGGACAGCUUCCCCGAGUACAUCGGUGGCUUUGUCUUCUACACGCUGGCCUUUGCCGGACAGCAGAAGGGUGCGCUGACGAACAGUUCUCUCCAUCUCAUGGUCAACGCCUGGGUGUCUGGCACAAUCGCUCAGAAGGUGAUCCAGAACCUUUCGUGGAACUGGGGUUUCGGCAUUGGCAGCAUCACCGUACCCGUCCUCACCAUCCCUCUCCUUCUCGUACUCUGGGAGGGCAAGCGCCGUGCUCAGCGCCGUGGCAUGCUGGCCGGUGUUCCCUCGGCGCGCACCAUGAUGCGUUCGGGUGCCGGCUGGCGUGACCUCUUCUGGAGCGUGGACGUGCCGGGACUGUUCCUUCUCGCUGCGUCGUUGGCCCUUACGCUGCUGCCUCUUACGUUCGGAGGUGGCGCCAAGGCCAAGUGGAAGCAGGCUCAACAGAUCGUGCCCCUUGUUAUCGGCGUUGUCGUGUGCUUCCCCGCCUUCCUUGUCUGGCAGUGGAAGGGUGCCCGCCAGCCCAUCGUCCCCUUCCGUCUCCUUCGCCAACGUCACGUUCUCUGCUGCCUCGCCAUCGCUUGUCUCUGCGCCAUGGCCUCCACCUCCCAGGGGAGCUACCUCUACUUCACCCUGCUUUCUGCUACGCGCAUUCAGAACAUCUACUCGUUCACGCAGACGACUUUCGGCUUCGCGGUCGGCUUCGUCGUGCACCGCGUCCGCCGCCUGAAGCCUUUCGUCUGUGCUGGCGGCGCUGUCUUCGUCCUGGCUUACGGUCUCCUGUACCGCUUCCGUGGCGGACAUUCCGACGCUGAGAUCGCUGGUGUCAUCGGCGCCGAGGUUGUGCUUGGCAUCGCCGGUGGUCUCGUCUACUUCCCGGCCCAGGCUGCUCUUCAGACUGUCGUCAAGCACGAGCACGUCGCGAUUGUGACGGCGCUCUUCACUGCCUGCUUCCAGGUCGGUGCGGGUAUCGGCAACGCCCUCUCCGGAGCGAUUUGGACAAACACCAUGCCGGGCAAGCUACGUACCGGACUCGAGAGCGCAGGCAUUGCCAACUCUACCGCCCUGGCUAAGGACGUUUACGGCAACCCCGUGGCGUGGAUCAAGAAGUACCCCGUCGGCACGCCCGAGCGCAUGGCCGUUGAGGGCGCCUACCGCGAUGUUCAGAGGCUGAUCUGUAUCGCUGGCAUGUGCAUCACGUCGCUGCUCUUCAUUCUGACCUGGGGGCUCAAGAACCCGAGGCUCGGCGAGGCGCAAAGCCUCGAGGAUGCGCAGCUUGAGGCGAUGGGCGUCAAGAGCGCGGAUGAGGGAAUGCCGCUCGCCCCAAUCGCUGGUCGUGACGAGAAAUCGGACACUAAGUAG